GUGUGAAGCCAUCCCAUAGUGGAAAACCUGACCCAUUGUUUACUUGCGGUGAUCAGUUCGGCUACUACCCAGACCCAGAGGACUGCAGCCAGUACUACGUCUGCGUAUUCGGGGACGCUCUGCAUGAGAGCUGUACGGGUGGCUUGUACUUCAGCACUGAGCUACAAACCUGUGACUGGCCGUCAAAUAGCAAGUGCGGUGGCGGAUCUACGACAAACGAACAGGACAGUGAGAGUUUUAGACAGAGUGGCGAUGUCUUCUUAAGUAACAGGCGUAACCAAGGACCUUCUCGUGAUCAACGACCAGCAUCCAGUACUGGGGAGCCAGUAAGGGGGAAACCUGCCCCGCGACCAGGCAUAACAAGGUUGCUAACAGGCACCCUUGCAAAUAAUAGUACACCACCUCCAACAUUUCCUCUUCCUUCAAAUCCUCCUGAUGAGGUUCCUGCUCUGAAACCACCCCAACAGAACAACAAUCAAAAUCAAUAUGCUAAUAAAUACCCAGGAAGCCAGGAUGAGAUCAGCCAUCCAUCCCAAAAUACUUACGAUUCCGGGUAUCAUGGGGCCCAAGACCCAUCCCAGAAUACAGAAGUUAUGUCUUCUGACAUUAAACCUGAAAGAAGAGCUCGUGGUGAAGACUUUGGAAAUGGUCGAUCGAAAGUUGUAUCUGAUCUUAAUGUGUUUAUUAAACCUCUUUUUGACAACAAUGGGAACAUAGAUGUGGACAGUCAGAUGUUCAAAGAGCUACCUAGAGGACCCGUAGCACAUGGUACCCAAAAUAAUGGUAAGCCCAAGGAUCCAGAUGCGAAUCCAUAUUCUAGGAUAGAAGAAAAUAAUCCUUCUCUUGUUCUUGGUAAUUAUGAUGAUUCUCAAACAUUCUCAGAUACCAAUGGGAAGCAGGAACAUCCGGACACUCUGUUGGCUUACAGCAAUAGUCCCGACAACUAUCCAGACUCUGAUGUUCCUUCAACCUUUACCAACAACAGAAAUGCCCCUCGUGACUCUGACGAACAUGCAGUUUACAAUAGUGAAACCGGUUUUCUGGCCAAUGGAAAAACUUUACCAUCAUUUAGCAGAAACAAUGGUAAACACGGAGAUGUAGAUGUACUCAGACCAAUGUCUAGAAAUAAUGGGCAAAGUAAAGAUCCAGAUACAAUAUCGCCUCUAUCAAAAAAUAAUGGGCACUCUAAAGACCCUGAUACGGUUUCUUCCUUAUUGAAUAACAAUGGUCAUUCCAAAGAUCCUGACAUCAAACCGCCAAACUCGAUACCCACUGCUUCUCCCGAAAGGCUUCGUGAACUGUACGACCAACCCUCUAGGAACCAUCGUCCUGCUUAUAAUGGACCAAGACAGUCUUUAUCUGGUCCAGACAGUUUGGACGCCCAGUUUGGCACUAAUCCUACCAUUUUAAGUCUACCAGACACUCCUAAUCAGCGUACUUACAAUCAACCCAGAGACAAGUUUACUCCCGCUCAAAAUUCCAAUCCUCCACGAGCUGAGGGUGUUCUAGUUGAUAAUAAUUCUCCUCUUCUCAACUACAAGAACUCUGGUGAUUCUUACCAAUACAACUACGAGUAUUUUGAUGACUACGAACCAACAAGUGGAAUUCCACACUCCAAGGUGAGUUCCCGUAAACCAAGUAGACCUUCAAUACCCAAGCCAGCAACAACAACAACAACCAUUUCUACAACUACUAAUGGUACCACGCCCACCAUGAUUACUCCAGUUGCUUCUACUCAGUCACAAAUCAAGCGUGCAGAUUCUUCUCCUACCCUCCCUGCCAGGCCCCUGUCUGUGUAUCCUACACCAACUCCUCUAGCGGCAGCAACUAGAUGUAGCCCUAACACGUGCCGUUUUCCAGACUGCCGUUGUGGGGGAACAGACAUCCCAGAGAACCUUCCGGUCAGCGAGGUUCCACAAGUGGUUCUUCUUACCUUUGAUGAUGCCGUGAAUGAUUUAAACUAUGAUUUAUACAAAGAAAUUUUUACUGGACGAAAAAACCCAAAUGGUUGUCCCAUAUUGGGCACUUUUUAUGUGUCCCAUGAGUGGACAGAUUAUGGACAAGUUCAAACUCUUUACUCUGAGGGCCACGAGAUGGCGUCUCACUCCAUUAGUCACAGUUAUGGGGAAAAGUUUUCCAAAAACAGGUGGCUCAAAGAGGUACAGGGCCAACGGGAGAUCCUCCAUCUUUACGGAGGAGUUAAGAUUGAGGACAUCCGAGGAAUGAGAGCACCGUUUCUACAGAUCGGUGGUAACAAAAUGUUUGAGAUGCUAUACGACGCCAAUUUCACCUAUGAUUCUUCCAUGCCUGUGUUCGAGAAUAACCCUCCAUUCUGGCCCUACACUCUAGACUACGCUAUCAAACACGAGUGUAUGAUUACUCCUUGCCCGAACAAGUCCUUUCCUGGACUCUGGGAGGUGGGAAUGGUGAUGUGGGUGGACUUGAAGGGUGGUCGCUGUUCCAUGGCCGAUGCUUGUUCGAAUUCUCAGGACGAGGAAGGAAUUGUGAAAUUUCUCAGCCAAAACUUCUAUCGUCACUACAACACCAACCGGGCUCCGUUCGGUUUAUUCUACCAUUCGGCCUGGUUUACUAACGCUCAUCACAGAAAGGGAUUCAUGAAGUUCCUAGACGAGAUCCUCAGCAAAGGCGACGUCUGGCUAAUCACUAACUGGCAGCUUAUCCAAUGGUUGCGAAACCCUACGCCUAAGUCUAAAUUAAACAGUUUCGAACCCUGGCAGUGUAAACGAAAUGACCGUCCCCCUCCUUGCCAUAAUCCCACGGUGUGUAAUGUGUGGGACAAGGACGGCAUACGAUAUAUGAAGACGUGUCAGAACUGUCCGAAGCAUUAUCCCUGGGUGGGGAACACUGGUUACAAGGAAGAUGGGUAA
Limulus polyphemus (Atlantic horseshoe crab) is the source of this 2888-nucleotide messenger RNA. RefSeq lists its product as uncharacterized. NCBI's taxonomy places the organism in Eukaryota, Metazoa, Arthropoda, Merostomata, Xiphosura, Limulidae. Gene Ontology annotation, biological process: carbohydrate metabolic process. Gene Ontology annotation, molecular function: hydrolase activity, acting on carbon-nitrogen (but not peptide) bonds; chitin binding. The record is from RefSeq and is a predicted model, not a curated record. The transcript has 3 exons. Gene Ontology annotation, cellular component: extracellular region. The annotation marks the transcript as partial.